GAAAAAAAAAAACAAGGCAAACGUGCUGUUUUGAAUGAGACACAACAACAAGAAGAGGAAAAAAGUGCAGUCUCGCUAAUCAUCUUUUACUGAAUGUUUACACACAUGUUUUAGAAAUAGCGAAUGGCGUCGACUUUACUGUCACCAAUGGUGGAUUAUUAUAAUGAUGAAGAGGAGCUGGACAGCGUGGACGAGGACGAUGACCGAAGUUUCAGAGGCAGAGACUCGGAAGAAGACACUGAAGACGCCAGUGAGACAGACCUGGCCAAACACGACGGGGACGACUAUGUGGAACUUAAAGAGCAGAUGUACCAGGACAAACUGGCAUCGCUGAAAAGGCAGCUGCAACAACUGCAAGAAGGCACCCUGCAGGAGUAUCAGAAGAGAAUGAAGAAACUUGAUCAGCAGUAUAAAGAAAGACUUCGUAACGCAGAUCUCUUCCUUCAACUUGAGACGGAGCAGGUGGAGAGAAACUACAUCAAAGAGAAGAAAGCGGCGGUGAAGGAGUUCGACGACAAGAAAGUGGAGCUGAAGGAGAAUCUAAUCGCAGAGCUGGAGGAGAAGAAGAAGAUGAUCGAAAAUGAGAAGUUAACCAUGGAGCUGACCGGAGAUUCCAUGGAGGUGAAGCCCAUCAUGACUCGUAAGCUGAGAAGGCGACCUAACGAUCCCGUCCCCAUUCCAGACAAACGCAGAAAACCUGCUCCUGCUCAGCUAAACUACUUGCUUACAGAAGAGCAAAUAAUGGAGGACCUGAGGACAUUAAACAAGCUCAAAUCACCAAAAAGACCAGCCUCCCCUUCCUCUCCUGAACACCUCCCAACCACGCCCAUGGAAAGCCCCACGCAGCGCUACGAAGCUCGAAUAGAAGACGGAAAACUCUACUAUGAUAAAAGAUGGUACCACAAGAGUCAGGCCAUUUAUCUGGAGUCGAAGGACAACACCAAGAUCAGCUGCGUCAUCAGUUCUGUAGGCACCAGCGAGAUCUGGGUGAGGAAGACCAGCGACAGUACGAAGAUGAGGAUUUAUUUAGGUCAGCUCCAGCGUGGUGCCUUCAUCAUCAGACGCCGUUCAGCAGUGUAGAGACUCUUUCCCUUCCUCGUCCUCCAUCACUCUUCCCGUCAUCGCACUUGUCUCUCCAUCUCUCACGGACGUGCUGCAGAGAAAUAAAAACUCCAGCGCUCUGCCGUCGCUCUUUCAAUCCUCUCCGCCUGCUCAGCGCUUGAAAGCCUCAGGACUGUCAAAGAAAUUCCUCGACGCUUUAUUCUCCAUUCACAAUCAUGUUUCCGUACGGACACGUUUCUCCUGCCGGUGCGAUCGUUCAGCGAGGAGCAGACGACGACGAGGGAAAAACGCCUCACUGUUUUAUCAAUUUCUCUUGUACAGUUUUUGUCUUUUUUUUUUUUUUUUUUUUUGGUAAACCAGUAAGUGUCAGAACGCAUCUUCCCCCAGUAUCCCAGAUCCAUUGAUUUUGAUUGACAGAUGACUAUAGAGAAUAAGAGUAGAACCGAAUUAUUUUUACACAUUUUAAUCUUUAAGAAUAGGUUUAAGGUAAAAAAAUAUCAAAUUACACAAAUACCACAUUUGCCCAGUUUUGUUUUUGUAAAUAUUACUAUUUCUUUAUGCUUUUGUCAGGCGAUUGUUUAAAUACAUCUCCUUUUUAAAUAAAGAUUUUUUGAGUA
This is a messenger RNA of Silurus meridionalis, 1679 nucleotides long. RefSeq names its product SDS3 homolog, SIN3A corepressor complex component (gene suds3). Gene Ontology annotation, cellular component: Sin3-type complex. Gene Ontology annotation, molecular function: histone deacetylase binding. The record is from RefSeq and is a predicted model, not a curated record. The transcript has 12 exons. The coding region runs from base 124 to 1080 and encodes 318 amino acids. Gene Ontology annotation, biological process: negative regulation of transcription by RNA polymerase II. NCBI's taxonomy places the organism in Eukaryota, Metazoa, Chordata, Actinopteri, Siluriformes, Siluridae.